AUGGCUACAGAAGCAUCUGCUGCCGUCGCCGCGGUUCCUACACGUACUGAAGAAGACCUGGCCUUUCUCUUCAAGCGAUUUCCCGGCUACCUAUUCACUGAACGCAAGGGGCCAGCGUGGUCGUGGGUAUGGAAAUUCGGGUAUGAUAUUUCACGCGACGGCAAAGACCGUGUAUGGGUAUGCCUUCGAUGUAUCCAACAACGCAACCGGAAGCCAGCCGCCUAUAACCCACGAAAUCUUGUGAACGUCGAGAUUCAUCUCUUUAACUCUCACCAGCUUAGCGAUCCUACCGGUAAGCGACCGCCGCCUUCUGCCGUCAAGCCCCAACGCGAGAGCAGCAAUUCGAGAUCCAUCGCCACCUUCUUCAAUCUCAAUGCGAACAACGCCGAAGAUCAGAGGAUGGCCAACCACUUGAUCAGCGCGUUCGAUAGAGCUGAGUUUCAACGAAGGAUUGUAAGAUGGCUCAUCAGCGCCAAUCUUCCUUUCCGCACAGCUGAACACCCUUAUCUUCGCGAUGUCUUCUCCUACCUCAACCCCUCUGUCGACAUUCAAAAAGCCAACCUCUCCGAGAAGACUGUUCACGCCCUCGCUGUACGAGAGGUUGAGCGGCAUAAGGAUGCGGUGGUUAAGACGCUCCAGGAGAGCCCCGGGCUGGUUCAUCUAGUCUUCGAUGGAUGGACUUCACGCAACCGCCUCUCUCUCUACGGCGUGAGCGCAGUCUUCCGAGACGAAGAGGGCACGCCUCACAAGAUUGUGCUCGGUCUGCCAGAGAUGAGUGACCGGCAUACGGGUGAGAACAUCGCGGAGGCCAUCCUCCCUGUUAUUAGAAACUAUGGUAUUGAAAAGAAGAUUGGCUACUUCACUGUCGACAACGCUACAAAUAACGACGCCCGCGUUGAAAAUAAUCGCAUGAGCAAUGGAGGAGGAAAGGCCCCAUUGGAGGUCAACAGGUCAGACCUCUGGACCAAGAAGCUCAUCUCGGCGCAAGAGCAACGGAUCCGAGAAGCCUCCGAAGCCUUUCUACGAGACCUUCGGCUCUUUGAGGCGAAGCUUCACGUUGACUCGCAGUUCCGGACGACAGCAGGCACUCUAAAGAAAGGCGCGAAGGAGCCGCUCUUCUUAAAUGAGGAGAACAAGUUGACCGCGAACGACUGGGAGGUCAUCUCUGUGUUGAAAGAGAUCCUUCUCGACUUUGAGCUCGUUGUGAAAGCUCUUCAGGGCGACGGUCAACCUCGUGAGAAGAAGCGCAGCUCCUGCGAUGAGCCGAUCAGUCUAGUACAGGGAGCAAGCUGGGAUCUUCUCGAUGGGUACGAGUUCCUCCUUGAGUCUCUCGAGAGAGCGAAGGCGAGAGUUGAAGACCUCCUCGACAAAUACUACGAGAAGAUCGGCCAGUCUCCUCUCAUCUACGCUGCCACCGCAUUGCACCCUCGGCACCGAUGGGGUAGAUUCGAGGCGUGGCGUGAGCAUCACGCUGACUGGAUCGAGCCAGCGAAGUUACAAGUCCGAGAACUCUGGAGGCAACAAUACCGAGACCUACCAGUCGAGCAGAAAGAGGCUUCAGAACCACCCACGAAAAUCCCCCGCCUCUCGAGCAACAGGUUCGCAAUCUUCAGAACCCAGGAGCGAACUCCAACAAACUCAGCACCCACCUCUCCUUCACCCUUUCCAUCUCCAGCGCCGGGCCAACUAGGCGAGUUUGAGCCUUGGUCGAACUUGAUAAUAACGAGUUUGAGCGUUGGCAACUAG
Messenger RNA from Chaetomium globosum CBS 148.51, 1746 nucleotides. RefSeq lists its product as uncharacterized. The transcript has 5 exons. The record is from RefSeq and is a predicted model, not a curated record. NCBI's taxonomy places the organism in Eukaryota, Fungi, Ascomycota, Sordariomycetes, Sordariales, Chaetomiaceae. The coding region runs from base 1 to 1746 and encodes 581 amino acids.